AGAGAGUUCAAGGUGCCCCACAAAUGAUCCAGCUGAGCCUGGACGGAAAACGGCUGUACGUCAGCACCUCUCUCUACAGCGGAUGGGAUAAGCAGUUCUACCCAGACAUGGUCAAGGAAGGCUCCGUCAUGUUGCAAAUCGAUGUGGAUAGCAAGAAAGGAGGCUUAAAAGUGAACGAAAAGUUCUUAGUGGAUUUCGGGAAAGAGCCAAAUGGUCCAGCGCUGGCCCACGAGAUCCGCUAUCCGGGCGGCGACACCACUUCCGAUAUCUGGAUCUAACGAUCUCCCCGGCUUCGAGCUGUCACGCUAAUAAGUUUUUUUCCUUGAGAUGCUACUUCUUCCUCGCCUGCUUCUGUGUGCGGUUCCCUCUAGAUGGGAUAUUCCUUGUUCUGCCACAAGAGGUCGCUCACACCCCCUGCAUCCUCUUUGCUGUGACCAUGUCUCAACCCCAGGACUUUUGAUACAGGAUUUUAAGCAUCUCCCGUGUUCCCAGUUUUGCCCCGCUUUCACUGUUGUGUAACCAGGGAAUUGCACGUUUUUACCCAGAAGAAAAUAUUUUAGACAAUAAUUGUUCCCACAAUUUUCUCAGGGAAGGCACGAGAGCACAAAGCCCAUGUUUUUCUAUCCUGAGACUCCUGUAGCCGGGGCGCCCCUCGAAAUGCUAUGGGAUUAAAUUAACAAAGCAACUGAUCUGAUCGCUUGUGUGCAGACAGUCCUCGACUUACAACCAUGACCAGCAUUUUCAUGGCUAAGCAAGGAAAUUGUGAAGUGAGCCCUUUUUUCAUCAUGGCAGCUGAGCGAAAUCACUGCAGUUAUUCAAGUCAAUCACGAGCUGAGUCCGGCGUCCCGCACUGCUUGUUGGAAGGUCGCAAAUAUCGAUCGCAUGACCCAGGAAGCUGCGACCGAUCGGAGUAAUACAAACUCAUUUCGUGGUUUUUUUGGGCAAAUGUCAAAUCUUUUUAAUUAUGGAACCCAGGGUUGUUUGUGACUUAAUGAGCAAUGGAGCCAUUCUUGGAACAUCUUAGCAUUCCCUCUAGCAUAAUGCUUCAGAAAUAGAAUAAUAUGUUUCUUUAUCUUUGCUACUCACGGUUCUUUUUUUAAAAAAAAAAUAAAUAAUUUUUCAAAGGG
This is a messenger RNA of Thamnophis sirtalis, 1127 nucleotides long. NCBI's taxonomy places the organism in Eukaryota, Metazoa, Chordata, Lepidosauria, Squamata, Natricidae. The record is from RefSeq and is a predicted model, not a curated record.